This is a messenger RNA of Prunus avium (sweet cherry), 920 nucleotides long. The record is from RefSeq and is a predicted model, not a curated record. Lineage: Eukaryota; Viridiplantae; Streptophyta; Magnoliopsida; Rosales; Rosaceae.
AAGCCGUCCCUCGCUCGAUACAACGAAUCGGAGCCCGACGUGUCCUCUAAUCACCCCCACCGCCAACUCUACCACUCUCUCCUCGUCCAAGACCACCAGGAGAUGGUCAACCGCCAUAGCCGCACCCUCAAGCAACUCCACGAAGCCUCCGAGGAAGCCGACGCUCUCCGCCGCGAGAACAUUCAUCUCCGCGCCCUCAAUCUCGAGCUCAACAAGCAUCUCAGUCUCCUUAUCCACGCCUCCGUCCAGAAACAGUUCGUUUCCCCCGGUUCUGUGGAGACGACACCGUUUGGGAUCGUAAAUAGGCUUCACGGCAUGAGUAUUGAUGACAAACGAGCAGAGGAGGAUGAGUCCGACGAGAGCCCUACCAGCGUGAUCGAGAGCGAAGGCGCCGACGCCGAGAAUAUUGAUGUGGAGAGGUUUACGCUGCCUAAGAGCAUAUCUGUGAGGUCUAAUGGAUACGUGAAGGUUGCUCAGCCCGGUCCUAGCACUGCCGCUGGGACUCGGGCCGCGACUCGGCCUCGCACCGCCACUACAUUCAACGCUUCACAAAAGGUGUACGUUCCUGCUGGAGGGAGGAAGGAGCAGGAGCCACUUGAAUUGGAGGUGUACAACCAAGGCAUGUUCAAGACUGAACUCUGCAACAAAUGGCAGGAGACCGGUGAAUGCCCUUACGGAGAACACUGCCAAUUUGCACAUGGGAUUGAGGAGCUCCGCCCGGUGAUUCGACACCCACGCUACAAGACAGAGGUCUGCAGGAUGGUCCUUGCUGGUGUUGCCUGCCCAUAUGGUCACCGAUGUCACUUCCGCCACGCCCUCACUGAGAAUGAGAAGUUCAUGGGUCCAAAUAAGCCCAGGGCAAUGAAGCUGGACAGGUAAAAUAUCAGGUUUCAUAAAUAUGAUGGCGACGGAAGAGUAAU